AUGAAGCAUAAUGGCGGCGACUUAAAAGUGAAAUGGAAUCAUCAUGGCCAUAAAUACAAAUUUAUUCUUACAAAGCAAGAAUUAGCUCAAGAUGAUGCUUUUGAAAUUUUAUUGCGAAAAAUUCGUCGACAAUUACCAGAUUUUAACGAUGUAUUAGCAAGUUAUGAUAAACAUGGUAGCGAGAGUAUUGUGGCAACAGAUAACGAAUUUCGUCAAAUAAUUCGUCUCUCUAAAGGACACGUCAAAAUGUAUACAGUACGAAGAUGUUUGUAUACACAUCCGUUUCGAUCACAUUCCAUUCCACUUGAUAUUGCUCGAUUAAAACGACUAUCUCUGCGAUCGACUAGUUGCUUACGAGGACCACCACCAUCGUAUCGGGAAAGUCAAAAAGAUGCAAUGCUACAAAUUCACAACUCAUACCAUACGUUACCUCAUUGGGUCACACCGCUUUCUCAGAUACCAUCAUCUAAUUUUGGUUGUGCUUGCGCUCAUUAUGAUACUGCGAUUAGUACCGCUCCGAGAAAUGGACGUUAUGGACAAUCAUUAAUUUAUGGUUAUCCACCUCAAUCAUUCAUGAUGCAUAGCUUUUUAUGUUCACCAUUUCCAUUUGGUGGACAUCAUCGAAGAUUAUCGUUUUAUCAGUCCUACUGCCAAUGGUAA
Brugia malayi is the source of this 660-nucleotide messenger RNA. RefSeq lists its product as uncharacterized. Lineage: Eukaryota; Metazoa; Nematoda; Chromadorea; Rhabditida; Onchocercidae. The transcript has 6 exons. The record is from RefSeq and is a predicted model, not a curated record. The coding region runs from base 1 to 660 and encodes 219 amino acids.